AUGGCUUCCGCAUACUCGGAGUCCGAGCCAGUUCUGGUGUCCCGUCUCUCGAAGGCGGGUUUUGAGCAGGCUGAGCGCGAUCUCAUCCUGAAGCACGUUAAGAGCUUGAAGCAGUUGGCCUUCGUGAGCUCCUUUGCUCCGGGGGCUGCGGACGAAGGCAGCUUUCAGAGCACUUCGGAGAUGCGACAGCAAGUUGAAAGGGUCGAGGAGCCGACAGUUCGUCAUUUGAGUCAGCCCGAGAGGGCUGAGAGAAUUGAGCGACAGCGUUCACAGUUGACUGGCAUCACGAUAAAGGGUUCCUCGGAGCCAUCAGAGGCCCUGGUCGACCUUUGCGUCGGUCAGUAUGAGGCCAAUGUGAUCCAGUAUGUCCCUUGGUCUAAGUGCACGUCGCGGGAACAGGAGCUCCUGGGCGACGGUAAGAAGGACCUGAAGCUUUCGAUAGACGGCGAGAGUGGUAAGCUCAAGGUAGAAAACAAGGCCAAGGAUCAGGUGGCUGACACGUCCACUGAAGUGAUGCUUCUGCAGGCUCUGCAGAGGCGUGCUCUUACAUUCGAUCAGGCUAACAUUGUUUCUUUCACGAAGCUUGACAUGUGGCAUCAAAAGUUGAUGAAGGCGAGGCUGACUGCGCCCCCGCCGAGUUACCAGCAGGUUACCUUCGCUCAGUUGCAAAAUGCAGACUCGAGGCUCUUUUUGGAGCUUCAGGACCAUACGCGCACAGGCAUUCAGUCGGAUGCCAAAGGCCGUCCGAUCGAUGGGAUCAUAGAUUCUGUCAGCUGCAUGCAUGAGGUGGUUUCGCUGAUGCAGCCGCUCCAGGGCGGCCCCUCGUCUUCGUACGGUCCCAGUGAGCCUGCUCGUCUGCGAGAGUCGCCGUACAAAGGUAAGGGCAAGGGCAAAGAUGGCAAAGGGAAGAAGCGCUUCGUUGCCAUGCCAAGCGAGCUUCGUGGGUGCAAUUCGCACACCGCGAAAGGGCACCCGAUCUGCUAUGCCUUUAACCUGGGGUCAUGCCCGAACAAGGUGACCGGCAAUAAAUGUGAGAAGGGCGGGCGCUUGACUAUCAAGUUCAACCCCGGCCCCGGUGCAAAGGGGUCGGCGGCAGGGUCUGGGGGUGGCGAAGGCCAUUCUCGAGCAAUCCAGCAAGUGCUUACGGCCCAUCCCGAAGGGGAUGAGCCUCUUUUGAGUGCGCCCGAAGGGGCCCAAGCAGUGUCAUUUGAAGGGCAAGGAUCGAAACUCGAUCCGAAAGUGCAUGCGGACUCUUAUGCUGAGGAGCUUCUGUCUUUGGGCAGGGAUCCCACGGCCCAGGAGUUAAUUCGUUUGUUUGACAUGCUGCCUCAGGAGCCGCUUUUGAGCAAUACUCGUAACGAUGGAGCCGUGGCCUUCUCGACUGGUGCCUAUGUGAAGGGGCCGCUGCUCGGUCUCAGGAGCAACUGCAACAAGCAUCCGGCGGCUUCGAGGGUUUUCGCUCAGGCAGUGCAACGCGCUGCCCCAGGGAUGCAAUUUUCUACUCUGAGUGUGUUUUCAGACCUUAAGACGGAGCCUCAUGUCGACCGCUUCAACUCUCCUUUCCCGAACAUUCUUGUGCCACUCAGCAAUUUUCAGAAAGGCGAGGUCUGGGUCGAGUCGGCUCAGGGCGAUUUUCCUCUUGAGGUCGAUGGUGUUACGAAGCGUGGCAUCUUGAUCGAUGUUGCCUCCGGACCGAAGGCCUUCUAUGCUUGCAGCCAUGUGCACGCUACACGGCCGUGGAGCGGUCGACGCGUGGUCAUAGUUGGGUUUUGCGUUGCUAGGGUCCAGGAGCUUGAUGUUGAAUGUAGGGCGCGGUUAGCUGAGCUGAGCUUCCCUGUUCCCCAGACGGCGCCCAACUUUAGUCCGGAUUUGAUCGAAGUCGGGGGAACCUUUCAUGACCUCAGAAGUUCUCAAGUGGAUGAGGCAUGUGAUGCCCUCCCGGCUCAACUGCAAGCCGCUUCUUUGAUGUGCCUUGACCUCUUUUGCAAUGCAGGUGAGUUUGGAGCCUCCUUGAGGGCCGCCGGAUUCGAUGUGCUCGCGGUUGAACAACCGCACCUAAAGCAGAGAGCUCUGAUCAGCGUUGUGUCGUUGGAUCUCAGGAAGGCUGCCUCAUGGGAUUUUCUAGUUAAGGUUGUACUCGCUAGGAGGGUCGUCUUUGUGCUUGCUGCCCCCACUGUGGCCGCUUCUGCGGGCGAACUUCCAGCAGGUUUUGCCCAGGUGUCGUCCGAACUCAGCUCUUUCUUGGCUUUCCUCGCCACUCUUGAUAUCGGAUGGUGCGUCUUGAAUCCGCUGACAAGCCGACUGUGGUCGACUUUGGCUCUGCCUGCCUCGCAAGCUGUGAAGUUCGACCUACGUGCCCAUGGUGGCGAGCAGCACCGCCAGAUGCUGUUGCAUACUAACGUCCAGACUUUAAGUGCUCUCGCUGUGUCGGCCGACGACAAUCAGGAACCUUCUAGAGCCUUCCAGUCAGUGACUUCACUGCGGGCCCGGCCGCGUUUGUUGUGCAGUCGGCUCGCCGCCCAGGUAGUUGUUUUCCCGGGUUCACUAGGGUUUGCUGUGUCCCCUGAUGCAGUCAAGCCAUCUGCCAAUCAUCGAUCCUCCAUUGCAGUGCAGCGCCAGCCCAAGGUCUCCAAGGUGCCGCCGCUCAUGCCCGAAUACAAGCAUCGGGUUACUUUGCAGGUUCCGUCCAUGGACGCUCUACGUUAUGAUGCGAAAAACUCCUUGACGGCCGCUUUUCAGUCGGUGCCUGUCGGUGCCCGCAUCCUUCAGGUGGUGCCUGUGCAAGGGGGCGAGGGUCCUUCAGGUUCGGGCUUUAGGGUUACGUUUGGGGUUUACAGGACCGAGGAUGAGUUCGUCAGGACAGCAGUUACUCUAUCUCAUCCUUUCGACCUGUCUUCUGCAGUGCCGGACGAGAUGCUCGAGAUUCUUGCGUUCACCCUCACGAAAGGGCCCUUGGCAGUCAUGAGGCAUCGCUUGGACACCUUGACGAAAUGGAAAAAGUGGUCUCAAGAACUUCGUGGAGCCGAGGCCUCCUUGCACGCGAGGCUUCACCCAGAUGUCGAGAAGAUAGUUGCCCGCAAAAACUUGACCCUCCUGCGGCGUGUGGCCGAGGAUUUACAGUGGCCUGAUGCCACGAUAAUCGACGACAUCGAGAAUGGCUUUGAGCUCGUGGGUGAGGCCAAGCUUACAGGCAUCUUUGAGGUGGACCCGAAACCCUCUUCGAUGUCCGUUGACGAGUUGCUUGAGCACGCUAAGUUCUUGAAGCCAGCCCUGUGGGGCAAGGUGUCGGGCGAUGCGAGCCACCCGGAUGAUCAGGAGCUCUGGGAUCUCACUUGUGCUGAAGCUGACGAGAAAGGUUGGUUGCAUGGACCCUACACGUGGGAGCAACUGCAGAACAUGUUUGACUCCAAGUGGAUACCUGUGCGCAGAUUCUCCAUCAGACAAAAGAACAAAUUGCGGCCCAUCGACGACCUGUCCGAGAAUGCCGUCAAUCAAGCUUGGGCAGUAAUGGAGAGGAUAGGUUUGCGUGCGCUUGAUGAAAUCACUUGGGCAUGUAUGGCUUUGAUGAGGACCAGCUUGGGGCGACGCGAGGUUUUCUUCCGGAAGUCCGACGGCUCCGUCUUGUCGGGGCCUUUGCAUUCGUAUUGGCACCAAGACGCUCGCCGCUGCUCGCCGGUCUUGAAGACUACGGAUCUGCGCUCAGCUUAUAAACAGUUCGCUAUACGGCCGGAACACCAUCGGAUGUGCGUGGUGACCUUGAAGGAUCCGGCGGACGGCUCAACAAAGGGGUUCGUCUGCCGCGUUUUGCCGUUCGGGGCCCUGGCCUCGGUCGGUCAGUUCAACAGGUUUUCGAGGUUGUGGCAAAGGAUUCUCUGGGAGCUGAAGCUCGCUGCGGCGAGCUACUUCGACGAUUUUCCGUCGGUGGAGGUCAGGGCCCUUGCCGAAAACCAUGACUCCUCCGUGAAGGCAGCGUUGCGCCUUUUUGGAGUUGACUGGGCGAGCGACAAGGACCUUCCCUUCUCACCGACGGCCGAUGUAUUGGGCGUCCGACUGGAUGCGACGGAUAUGGAGGGCGGAGUGCUGAGGGUCAAAAACAAGCCAGAAAGAUCCAAGGAAAUUGCCUCUUCGAUUGAUAAGAUCCUUGCGGAUGGCUGUAUUGAUCCGAAGCAGAUCCCCUCUUUGUUUGGCCGGAUACAGUUUUCGGAAAGUCAGUUGAUGGGCCGACAGGGGCGCCUGGCUUUGGCUCAGAUUCGCUGGCUUUCGAGUGCUCGUCACCGUCAUGUUCUAUCUUCCCUGGACGCCACUGUCUUCAGAAGCUUGAGGGAGAGGAUGCUUGAGGGCAGGCCGCGCGAGAUCCAGGUUCUUCCCAUUGGCGGCCAGACUCUUGUUUUCACUGACGGUGCAUGCGACAAGCUGGGGGACAAGUUUAGCUGCUCAAUCGGAGGUGUCAUGUAUCGGGUGCUUCCAAAUGGUUUUCGCGAGACGAGGGCGUUCGGGUGCUACCUGGACGAAUCGGUCGUCGAGCAAUGGGCGGGACUGGGCAAGAGACACCUGAUAGGUCCUACCGAGCUUUUCGCGGUGGUGGCGGCCAGACACGUCUGGAAAGAUUUCCUGAAUGAUCAGAGGGUCGUCUUCUACGUGGAUCACAGUGGUGUUUUGUCUGCGAUGAUCAAAGGGUCUUCCCGCGAUGAUCUCUGGAGGAGCAUCUUGCUUCACUACGAGUGUGCCGACUCGAUGGGGCCAGCGAUCUCGUGGUUCGCUCGGGUCCCGAGCAAGUCGAACCCUGGCGAUGGGCCUUCGCGGUCCGACUGGAGAUUCCCUAUUUUCGGCGAGUACUUCGAAGAUCGGAUUGUGUGCUUCAUAAGCGGCAGAGUUCUCAAAGUCACGGGGCAAAGAGUGCAGGGGCUUGCAGGAGUGAGGGUCCCGAAUGCACCGGGGCAGAGCUGGGAUCAACAACUCUCCGAAGCAAGGGAGGCGGCUUUGGCAAAGUGGCUUGGGAUUCUUGAGAGGUUCCCCGAGGAUUUUGGUUUGACUUUGUCGAUUCGGUUAGACCGGGAAAAUGGACGAGAUGCCGACUUGAAGACCUUAUUGCAAGAUGUGUUUUCUCAGAAGGCGAGCGUCACGAUCUCGGGUCGUGCUGGGCCUCUUGCCAGGUACAUCAAGCACUGCCGAAGUUGCCAGGUCAUUCCUUUCCCUGUCACUGAAGCAGGGAUCUAUGCUUUCCUACAGGAUUAUGCAUCUCACGAGGCGCCCACUUUCGCCAGGAGUUUCUUGAGCAGCCUUGCUUUUGCAAAGUUCACUGUGAGCUUGAAGGUGAGUGAUGAAGUCUUCAGCCCCAGGGUCCCUGGGCUGUCGUCGAAGCUAUAUCUUGACAAGAGAAAGACUCGACAGAAGCCAGCUCUUAAAGUUGAUCAUGUGCGCAAGUUGGAAGCCAUUGCAUCUGGUUCGAUCAAUCUCGAACCCGCAGAUCGGGUCGCUGCCGGCUUCUUUGUUUGGACCCUUUACGCACGAGCGAGGUACUCAGAUGCCCAGGCUGCAGGUGCAAUGACUUGCGACUUGAGUGAUACCCCAGAUGGCGUUGUGGGAUACCUUGAGGCUGCUGUUGAGCGAAGCAAAACUUCGUUUUCACUUGAAAGAAAGGUCAGGUAUUUGCACAUGUUCGCUCCCAUCCAGGGAAUAGGCGAGGUGCCCUGGGGUGUUAAGUGGUUUGAGUUCUAUAAAGUGCAUGGGCCUCCUUUGGGGACGGGUAAGCCCUUGCUUCCGAGUCCGCUCUCUGGAGGAGGGUGGCAAACGGCGCCGUUGGCGGUGGCAAGUGCCACGAAAUGGAUGAAGUCACUCUUGAUCCGUGCAGGAUGCGACAGGUCUUCCGUCGAACCGCUUGGGACGCACAGUCUCAAGGCGACGACCUUGAGUUGGAGCGCCAAAUUCGGAUUAGCCCGCGAGGUGAGGGCGGCCCUUGGUUAUCACGCCAGGGGCCGUGAUGGAACCGAGAUCAUCUAUGGGAGAGACAACAUGUCUGCUCCUGUGCGCCGGCUGCAAGAGGUCCUGCUCGAAGUGUCACGCGAAAGGUUCAUGCCGGAUGCCACCAGGUCCGGCUACUUCGUGAAGCGCUUUGGAGAGCCGGAGGGGAUGCCCAUUCCUCCUGACGAGGUUCUGUCGGAUUCUUCUUCCGAGGCCAGCGAGGAUGCCGAGGAUGUCGAUCAUGAAGCUGCGGAGGCCGCCGCCGAUGAGUUGGGGAGGCAAUGGGAGCCCGAUGCAGGAGGGCGACAAGUUCAGAUGUGGCAGGAGCAUCUCAACCAGCUCACGCAUCGCAUUGUGUAUGCAUUAGAACAUGCUGACAUACUUCAUGUGACUUUUAAGCGGAUUGCUAGCCGGGUCCUUCUCCUGAAGAUGGCGAACUACUCUGAGAGCCAAUCGGUUCUGCAGUCACGAUUGAGCGUCGUGGGUUUCGCGGAAGGAGAUGUCCUGAAAAUUCUGCCUGAGGUGGGAAACUUGAGGAGGCUGGCUUUCAUUUCUUCUUUCACCCCUGGCCAGACAGACGAGGAGCCUUUGAUGCGGGUGUUGAAGGAUAUCUUGAAACGAGAUCUGACAAUCGCAGACAAGGCCAAUUGGCGUGCGGUGUACAAUGAGGCUUAUGCCAUUGUGACCGCGGAAAUGAAGCAGCGGAUCGAGAAGGCCGAUCCCGAGUCGACUGUCAGGCCAUUGUCGCAGCCUGAGAGGUCUGAGCGUUACGAGCGGCAGGCAAAGAAGCUUGUCGGAAUUUCGCUAAAGGGGCCUCUGGAGCCUGCCGAUGCACUUGUCGACCUUGCUGUGGCCUCCUACGAGGCGAAUGAGCUCAGGUACAUUCCGUGGGACCGGUGUGUGUCAAAGGAAGCUGAAUUGGCUGGCGAGAAGAAGCGAGAUGUUAGGUUCACGGUCGAAGAGUCCUCUGGCAAGCUUCGGAUUGAGCAUAAGCAGCCUGACUUGGUUGCGGAUACUUCAUCAGAGAUUCUUGUUCAGCAGGCCCUCACGAGGAGGUCUCUGGCCAUGGAUCAGGCGAACCUGAUCGAUUUCAGGGUCUCCGACCAAUGGACUCAGCGCUUGAUGAAGGCUCGCAUGCAGACGCCUGCGGAGCAUUUUGUCAGGCCCACUUGGAAGCAGCUUGAGUCGGCGGAUCGGCAGCUGUUUGCCGAGCUUCGUGAUAAGACCAGGGCAGGAGUGCAGACCGUCGCAUCGGGUCGCCCGUUGGACACACUUCUGCCAGAUGCGAUGUACAUGAACGAAGUGUCAUGCUUAUUGCAACCUUUUCCGGCCCCUGCCCUAAAGGAUGUUCCCCAGAAGCCGGAUGCUCCCAAGUGGGAGAGGCCAUCUCCUUACACCAAAGGUGGGGGCAAAGGAAAGAAAGGCUGCUCGACGAAGGGGCAGAAGUGCGAGAAGGGCUUGCACAUCUGUGCAGCGGCCGGUGCUCCAGAGAGUGUGCAUCAGCCGGCAGCGAGGACAGCACAGGUGGAUGAUCUCCGAGAGGGAGUUCAUCGGCCGAGCAAUGCAUGCGCGGGCGGCUCUCCUCCGAGUGGAGUGGAUUGUCGUCCGCAAUCAGGUGUUGAUCGAGAGGAUCAUCACGUGCACAACGUUGGCUCUCACAGUGCCAUCGCCAGGCCAUCACCAGGUGUGGUGGAGGCCGCACGCAGCAGGUCCCCGAAGCCCCGUGACGGGGCGGAGUCACGGAGCCGCACAGCGGGCUCUACACUUGACGAGGGUCAUGUGAGUGCCACCGAUGUUCUGCGAGUCUUCGAUGGUCUUCCUUCGGAUGCCUUGAAGAGGGGUGCCGAUGCACCUCUCCCAACUUCGAAAUCUUAUGCCACGGGAGCGUAUGUUCUUGGUGGUAAUGUGGGCCUGAAGGCCAAUGCCUCAGCCAACCCGGAGGAUGUUCGCACUGAGCGCCAUCGUGAUCAGUGGAAUGCCAACUUGCAUAACUUGGCGAUUGCACUGACUGAAUUCUCAGGUGGAGCCAUCUUUGUGGAGCAUGAAAACGGCCGCGCUGGCUGGCAUGCCGGUGCCAGCAUGUCACCAGAUGUCUUGUACACACCCAAAUUCCGUGAUAUGUUUGCUGGCCUCCUGCAGCUGGCGGUUGGCCAGUCUGGCCUCUUACUUGAGCACGCUGUUCCACUGCAGAGUUCGCGGCAUUCUGCCGUCGCAGCCGCUGGGCGGCAGCCUCGAUUGUCAAAAUUCCAGCCGCAGAUCGCCGAGUUUAAGUGCCAGGCCACGGUCCGUGAGUUCCCGUGGCCCCUUCCUUCGGAUAAUAAAGGCAAUCUCACAUGUGCCGUAGGGUCCAUCCCUCCUGGCUCCCGCCUUCUUCGCGUUGUGUGUGAUCGGGGGGUCGUCGGUGCGAAACAGGUCGGAAGCCUGUCAGGUGUGCCUUCAGCAGUUACCUUUGGCAUUUACCGCACGGAACAAGAGUUUGUGGCUCAGGCAUUGCAUAUCGAUCAUCCCUUCGACUUGUGCGUGGCAGUCCCAGACUUCAUGUUGAGAGCGUUGGCUUUUACCUUGAAAGAGGGCCCGGUUGGUGUGAUGAAACACCGUCUGAAUUUGCUCCAGCAGUGGACUUCUUGGAAACGCGAUUUGGCUGGUGCCGAAGCAAAUCUGCAUGCUGCCAUGGAUCCUGGUGUAGCUUCUGUUAUGAAGGGCAAGAACAUCUUGCUUUUGGAGAAGAUUGCAUCAUCUUUCAGUUGGCCUGACACUGAAGUCUUCGAACACCUCAAGCAUGGGUUUCCUUUAGUGGGGGAGUCGAGUCCUUCUGGCAUCUUCGAUGUGGAUAGAAAACCGGCUCUGAUGACAAGGGCAGAGCUUGUGCAGCAUGCUAAAUUCCUUAGGCCUGCGCUGUGGGCGAAGGUGGCGAACGCGGAGGUGGACGAUUUGGCUCGGGAAGUGUGGGACUCCACACAGCAAGAGAUGCUAGUCAAGGAGUGGCUAACAGGGCCUUACUCGUGGGACGAGCUGCAGGCCCGUCAUCCAGAAGGCUGGCUUCCAGUGCGGAGGUUCGGCAUUGUGCAACAAGCCAAGACGCGGUCGAUAGACGAUUUGGCCGAGAACUCUGUAAACUGCGCUUAUGCUGUUUCCGAUCGGAUUUCUUUGAGGGCCCUUGAUGAAUUGGUCUGGCUUGCGAUCACCCUCUUUAAGAUCUUCAUUGCAAAAGGCGAGGUGAGCAUCCCUUUGUCGGACGGUGACCAUCUUCGCUUUCCGGUGCAUUCUUUCUGGAGGGCCCUGAAGCCCGAUGCGCUUCAGCCGAGCUUGAAAACAGUGGACUUGAAAAGUGCUUAUAAACAGUUGGCGGUUUCUCCACGAGACCGCUGUCUGAGCAUAGUGGCCAUCAAGGACCCGGUUUCGGGGCUUGCGUUUGGCUUCGAGAGCCGAACCCUUCUGUUUGGGGCCACCUCGUCGGUGGUUUCAUUCAAUCGCGUUGCAAGAUUGCUCCAAAGGGUUCUGAUUGCGUUGCAGGUGCUCGCCUGCAACUACUUCGACGAUUACCCGGUGUUAGAGGUCUUGCCGCUUUGUAACAACACGCAGUCGACUGUCAGAGCCGCGUUGGACCUGCUGGGUUUCGCCUGGGCAGAAGAUAAGGAUCUUCCCUUCAGCCAUGAGGCCGAACUUCUAGGCGUUCGGGUUGACCUUGGUAGCUUUGGGGUAGUUAAGAUUGGGAAUAAGCCCGAACGUGCUACUGCCAUCGCUGAGGCGGUGGACUCCGUCUUGAGUGCGGGCCAUCUUGAUCCGAAGACUCUGCCGUCUUUGUUCGGUCGCCUCCAGUUUGCCGAGGGUCAGCUGCACGGGCGAUUGGGCAGAUUGGCACUGGCCGACCUUAGGGCGUGCACGAUGAGUUCUCAGGCCAAAGCCCUUGAUGCCACGGCUGUGCAGGCCCUUUGUAAUCUUAGGUCCCGGGUUCUUGGGGGUACCCCUAGGAUAGUCCCGGCCUGUGUGGGGUCUCGCCGUUCUGUGAUUUUCACAGAUGGAGCGUACGAGCCGACGAAUGAAACUCACCCCGCCACUGUCGGAGGAGUCUUGUACCAUUUCGACAACGGCGCGUGGUGCACUUUCUUCUUUGCAUGUGCUAUCCCUUUGAGCGUUGUACAGAGCUGGGAGGCUCUCGGGAAAAGGCAUUUGAUAGGCCCAGUUGACAUGUAUGCAGUGGUAUGUGCGAGAGAAGCGUGGUCGAAGCACUUGAACAUGCAGAGGGUGACCAUGUAUGUGGAUCACUCCGGAGUGUUGGCCUCUUUGGUGAAAGGCUCUUCAAAAGACCCUUUGUGGAGGCAACUCUUGCUGAUCUUUGAGAGCUUCGACGCUGAGGCGAAUCAACGGGAAGUCGUGCAGCAGAGCCUGCCGAGGCACAAGGUAGCUCCCACAGCAGUGGGAGGCGGGGCCUUGGCUCGUGGGGUUUCUUCGAUGGCUGCUGAAGCUUCGGCCUCCGAUCUCUGUGAUCGUUUCGAGCGGCACCUCCAGCACUUGACUUAUGAUGUUGUGGCCCCAAUCAGCUAUCCCUGGGACAAGAAUAAGGCUUUGUCUGCCAUCUUCUCAGGAAAACCAGGCAGAAGCGUCGACCUCCAUAGCGUCAAGGUGCCUAGAGUCGUGCCGCCGCCGGGCACGCAGUACAGGCGGCCAGGUGAUUCAGUCGAGCCGCUGCCGACGGCUCUGCCGUGUGCCAAGGUCGUGCCCGUCUUUGAGAUUGCGCUUAAGAAGCCCAGGCUACAGGCAGGUGAGAAGGCCGGAGUCGAUCGAGAAAAUGUGCUACGUCGGUGGCUAUGUGUUCUGCACUCACCUGGCGCCUCGAGGUUGGGGGUUCUCAUAUGGGCGCAAGGCGAGUCCGACCCCUUGGGUGUCGUGGCGCAGGCCUUGGCAGGGAAAGCUACAUCGACUCUGCUCAAGCGAGCCCGUUUUUCUGCACGAUUCGUCUGCUGGGCCGACAAGCAUCAUAUGAAAGCUUUCCCGAUGAGCCUCGAAUUUCUUGUGAGCUUCCUCAAACCACUUGCUGCCGAAGCCAGGAACAGUGCCAUUCGUGAGGCUAUGGAGACUGUGAAUUUCCUUGAACAUGUUCUAGGAAUUGAGAUCGAACAAGGAAUCGGCGACAACCCUUGGGUCAAGGGAGCGCUGCGAGGAGCCAACAUUCGCACCUGUGACCCGAAACGAUCGAGAGUCCUGAAGGUCGAGGAGGUGCUUCUCCUCGAAGGAGCGCUGAUAGACGGCGCCCUUGACAAGGUGGACAGGUACGCCACUGGAGUCUUCUUGUUCCAGCUUUACUCCAGGGCUCGAGUGUCGGAUCUGAGGAACAUUUCGAAGCUUGAGCUUGACCUUGAUGGCGAUACGGGUUUCAUCGAAGUCAGAACCUAUGAGCACAAGAAUUGCCGGCUGAGCAGUGGACCGGGGGCCGUGCUCAUUUUGGUUGCGCCGUAUCAUGGGCUUCACCAGAAGCCCUGGGGUGCCGCUUGGGUAGAGGCAGCGAAGGCCGUUGGCUUCGACUUCGAGAAAGGGCAUCGCGGGCCGAUGCUCCCCCGCCUGGCUUGCGAUUACUCUUGGAGCGGGGACGCCAUCGAUGCCAACGAGACCACUACAUGGAUCAGGGCGUUGCUCUCUCGGCUGCAAGCGGCCGAAGAAGAUCUUACAUUCUCCUCGCAUGGAUUGAAGGCAACGCCGCUUUCCUGGACAUCGAAAGCUGGAUACGGUGAGAGGACACAACUUGUCCUGGGACACCAUAGCUUAGGUCCAAGUGGGAAAACGCAAGAAGCUUACGCUCGCGAAGUGCAGGCGCAGCCGCUACGAGACCUUGCAGAAUGUCUUGGUGCCAUCCGGCAGGGGGUGUUCCACCCGGAUCGCACAAAGAGCGGGAUGAUUGCAGAUGGUGCGACCAUCCGUGGGUCACGCUUCUCUUUGGCACCCAUGGGUCGGGCCAAUCCUUCGCCAUCUCACGAGAGCUUCGAGUGUGCUCCCGAGGUUGAGCUGGCCGAGGAUGGAGGCGUAGAGCCUCUUGAUGAUCAGGACUUGGGUGAACAAGAAGACGUUCACGAGGCCUCGAGCAGCGAGUCCGAGAGUUCUGGUGAGUCCGAGGAAGAGACUCAUUAUGAAAGUUUUGGAGCAGGCGAGGCGCAGAAUGCGAUCCCGUCUGUGAACAUGGGUCCUGAUUGA
This is a messenger RNA of Symbiodinium sp. CCMP2592, 12147 nucleotides long. The record is from the annotation of a GenBank genome assembly. Lineage: Eukaryota; Dinophyceae; Suessiales; Symbiodiniaceae.